GCGAGAGGCUGGGAGAUGGACACCCCUCCGCUCUCAGACUCGGAGUCUGAAGAGUCCCUGGUCUCAGACCGGGAGUUGCAGGAUGCGUUUUCCCGCGGACUCCUGAAGCCUGGCCUCAACGUGGUGCUAGAGAAGCCGAAGAAGGCGGUGAAUGACGUGAAUGGCCUGAAGCAGUGUUUGGCUGAAUUCAAACGGGAUCUGGAGUGGGUUGAAAGGCUCGAUGUGACCCUGGGUCCAGUGCCGGGGGAAGUCAGCGAAACACAGUCAACACCCCAGAACAAGGACCAGAAGAAAGGUGUUAAUCCGGAAGACGACUUCCAGAGGGAAAUGAGUUUCUACCGCCAGGCGCAGGCUGCAGUGCUGGCUGUAUUGCCCCGGCUCCACCAGCUCCAGGUCCCCACAAAGCGGCCCACGGAUUAUUUUGCAGAGAUGGCCAAGUCUGAUCAGCAGAUGCAAAAGAUCCGACAGAAGCUGCAGACUAAACAGGCUGCCAUGGAAAAAUCUGAAAAGGCCAAGCAACUUCGAGCACUUAGGAAAUAUGGAAAGAAGGUGCAAACUGAGGUCCUUCAGAAGAGGCAGAAGGAGAAAGCACAUAUGAUGAACGCCAUCAAGAAGUACCAGAAAGGCUUCUCUGAUAAGCUGGAUUUCCUUGAGGGCGAUCAGAAGCCUGUGGAACGCCGCGCAAAGGCAGGAGCUAAAGGCCAGCAGAUGAAUAAAGGGCCUAACGCCAAACGAAGGUACAAAAACCAGAAGUUUGGUUUUGGUGGAAAGAAGAAAGGCUCCAAAUGGAACACUCGCGAGAGCUACGAUGAUGUCUCCUGCUUCCGAGCCAAGGUGGCUCAUGGCAAGGGCCCCAAGAGGCCUGGGAAGAAAGGGGCAAAUAAGAGACCCGGAAAACGAACAAGACAGAAAAUGAAGAGCAAAGCCCACUGAACAGCAUUGUCUUCUAUAAAGAACCAAGAAAAAGUAGGAUGUAUAGCCUACAGCACAUUCAGAGCUUUUGUCUUGCUUUUUGUAGAGAAUUAUUUUAAUA
Acomys russatus (golden spiny mouse) is the source of this 1033-nucleotide messenger RNA. RefSeq names its product EBNA1 binding protein 2 (gene Ebna1bp2). NCBI's taxonomy places the organism in Eukaryota, Metazoa, Chordata, Mammalia, Rodentia, Muridae. The record is from RefSeq and is a predicted model, not a curated record. Gene Ontology annotation, cellular component: preribosome, large subunit precursor; nucleolus; nuclear periphery. Gene Ontology annotation, biological process: ribosomal large subunit biogenesis; rRNA processing. The transcript has 9 exons. Bases 16 to 933 code for a protein of 305 amino acids.